AUGACAAAUAGUUUAACAUUUAAUUCAUAUGAAAAUGAUGAUGAUGAAAAACGUUUAUUAGAUAAUUAUCAAUAUUUAUCUGAACGACGAUUUUUAAAACAACGUUUAUAUCAUACGGCACUUACAUUAAAACGAAGUAUAUCACUUGAAGAUACUUCAACAGAUGUUGAUUUAAAUUUAUUAGAAAAACAAAAAGAUAAAUAUUCAUUAAAUUUAUCUCAAAUACAAAAUAAUCAAUUAAGUUCUUCAUUAAAUUCACUUUGUCUUAAACUUCGACGAUAUCAAUUAUUACCUGAAUAUAAUGAAGAUAUAGCUAAAUCAUCAGAUGAACAUAAUUUUAAUUGGUGGAUAACAGCUGCUCAUUUAAGACCUAUUCUUCAACGUGUUAUUAUGGCAGAUUAUGAACAAAUUGAAUAUUUUCCUGAAACAUAUGAUAAUGAUCAAGAUAUUACAUUUAAACAAUGUAAAAGACAAAAUCGUCGAAAUGCUGUAUGUAUGAAAAUUGAUCGACUUUAUUAUAAUGAUCAACUUUUUCUUUUUGCUACUAUUGCUAAUCAAGUUCAAUUAGAAUAUAGUCUUACUUUUUCAGGAUUUAAAGAUUAA
Molecule: messenger RNA, 603 nt
Organism: Rotaria sp. Silwood1
Lineage: Eukaryota; Metazoa; Rotifera; Eurotatoria; Philodinida; Philodinidae
Source: the annotation of a GenBank genome assembly